Solea senegalensis (Senegalese sole) is the source of this 6958-nucleotide messenger RNA. It is a transcript of the gene trps1, whose product is annotated as trichorhinophalangeal syndrome I. The transcript is spliced from 11 exons. The coding region runs from base 1501 to 6132 and encodes 1543 amino acids. Gene Ontology annotation, molecular function: zinc ion binding; DNA-binding transcription factor activity; RNA polymerase II transcription regulatory region sequence-specific DNA binding. Gene Ontology annotation, cellular component: nucleus. The record is from RefSeq and is a predicted model, not a curated record. Lineage: Eukaryota; Metazoa; Chordata; Actinopteri; Pleuronectiformes; Soleidae. Gene Ontology annotation, biological process: regulation of transcription by RNA polymerase II.
CAUACAGAGAGAGAGAGAGACAGAGAGGCAGACAGACAGACAGACAGAGGUCCUGGCUGUCACAGCAAAGCGAUAACACUAGUCUAAACCAAAAAAAAAAAGAAAAAGAAAUAUGAGAUAAAAGAGAUGCUCUGCUUUGGUUUCGCUGCGGCUGAAUAACAACAUACUGUAACAGCGGAACAGCAGAGCCAAACUCACCCACCAUUCAGUCGCUAUUAGUCUAGUUUAAUGUGCUGCCGUAAAGCUUGAACUAUCUCUGUCCAUCCCAGACCAAAGAGGGAAAACAGCCAAGACACAGUCACACCGUCCGACAUCAUCAACAAACAAAAAAACCCUCAAAGAGACGAAGCAGCCAGCCAUCAGCCACCCAGCCAGCCUGCCACCAUCUUAACAGAGACACACACAGAGAGAGAAAAGAGGCUAAUGCUUAUUUUUGAUCAACAGGUAAGCUGCUCCAAAAGGAAACACUUAACGCACACCGUUGCUCUUUCUGGAGUUGGAGUUUAAACGGAGAGAGAGAGAAAGGGUUCUUCGCCUUAGAGUCGGAGAAGUCGCGAAAAUGCACGCUUGUCUCUGUGUGUGUCGGACAAGUGGCGAGAUGAGAUUUGUUCGCCUCCAGAGGCUGAGGAAGAAGCCGAAGCUCAUAUCGGCGAGUGAGUGUGUGUAUGUGUGUGAGUGAGUGCUGCGUUCAAGGGACAAAUAUCGCCGUUCGUUAGCCGUUGGUGGUUUUACGACGGACAGCAGUCGGUUUGCGUCUUAUGUAACUAACGGCCUGAGCAGCAGCAGCAGCAGCAGCGGCGUCGGUCAGGAAAAGAGGGAUUCACUGAAUGAGAGGGAGGAAAGAGAGAGAGAGGGAGAGAGAGUGUGGGGGGAAAAAAAGAAAAGAGCAGCACCGCUUUGAAUUCACAUGGCAAUUCACAUUUAGGUUAGGACACACAAACGCUACACAAAUACCAAUUGGGGGGCUACUGCAAGGGAACGGCUACUGCUUUGAUUUAAAGGCUGACUUUGUUGAAGGCAGCAGCAGCAAGGACGUGGAAAGUCGCCUCAAGUAGGUUGGCGAGGUGACGGUGGAAUCUGACAACCAUGACUGAGAGCUGAAACCUGAACUGAAAAAAAACGCACAGAAAGAAAGAAGGGCCUUAGACGGAUCCCGCCAUGCGCCCGAUCAGACUCAAAACUAUAAUAUCACCCAGCUGUUAAGCACAAGACGAGCAACAGCCGUGGACCCAAAGAAACCGAUGCUGCGUGGAGUUUUAAGAUUCUCUUAAACAAAGCUGAAAAGUGGUGCAUGGAGUUACGUGGACCUGAUUGAGCAAUGGAGGGAUUUUAGUUUGUAUCUGGCACCCGGUUUCUCCCUCCUGUUGCAGUGUGGAGUUACGGAGCACCAGUAGCCGAACCGUGCUGCUGGACAGACCGCUGCAGCCCGGGGUGGAAACGAGACGCUUCAAGAGAACUAAUGCCAAGUCCCAGAGUCAGCCAUGAUGUUUUUAUAACCUGAUGAUCAGCAGAGAGAUGGUGAGGAAGAAGAAUCCCCCUAUCCGCAGUGUCGGUGGUGAGGAGGAGGAGGAAGAAGAGGGGAGGAGGCCAGCAGGAGAAGAAGAAGAGGAGGGAGAGGAAGAGGGGAGAGUAGGAGCGGAGGCCGAACGAAUAAACCGACCCUCUGAACCAGAGUCCUCCGACCGGGUCAGAGGAGAUGAGGAGCCUGAGGAGGUGGAGGGGGGAGAAAGUGAGUGCGUUUCGUCAUCUGUCUCUCCCUCAUCAGUCGGUGAUCGCUACAGUAAUGAGGAGAGAGGGGGGAGGGAGGGAGGAGGAGGAGGAGGAGGAGGGGGGAGGACAAAGCAAGGAGAUGCUGCGUUGACUGACAGACCUGAGAGCCAGUCGGAGCCUGAGGAUGGGGAGAAGGGGUUAGAGGAGAGAGAGAGGAGCGAUAGAGUCACCCCUCCUCUCCUCUCUGCUCCCCACCUCCUCCCCACACAGGAAGGAGGGGAGGAGCCGACAGCCGACACCCCUCCGUUUUCCUCCAGCCCCUCUCCAAAACUCCAGGACUUCAAGUGCAACGAGUGCGGUUAUGGUUACUAUGGCAACGACCCUGCUGACCUGGUGAAGCACUUUAGGAAGUAUCACCUGGGUCUGCACAACCGCACACGGCAGGAUGCUGCCCUCGACACACACAUCCUGGCCCUCCACAACAUGGCCCCCCAACACACACCUCUAGACACACAGACAGGACAAGGGCAGAGAAACCAAGCCAAAGAGUAUGGGAAGACGAGGCCAGAUGUACACAAUCAACAGCAUAGGGCGGUUAUGAUGAAUGGCACAUAUGACGUACAGGUGACUGUGGGUGGCACCCUAAUUGGGAUUGGCCGGAAGACUUCUGAUUGCCAGGGGAACACUAAGUACUUUCGCUGCAAAUUCUGCAACUUCACGUACAUGGGCAGCAAUUCUUUAGAACUUGAACAGCACUUCCUGUCUUCACAUCCAAAUAAAGUCAAAACUCCACCAACCACACCCCUGCUAGCCACGAACAACCUGGCAAAGCACGACAACCAGGCAACGGGGAGGAGUCCGAUCAUAGACGGGGCGGAGCGAGUGGCUGUGAGAGCGGAAGACAAUUCCUUGGUCGGCUACUCCAUCCCAGUUAGGGUGUCUUCAGACUCAUCAAGCUGGACAGGGGAGCCGGUUCGAGGCUCUGUACAAGCUUACUAUUGGUGUAAAUUCUGUAGCUGGAGCUGUGAGUGGUCGGGGGGCUCAGCAAAGCUUUUGGAGCACUAUGAACAAAGACACAGAAUGAGCACGGGAGGAGCUAUGAGCCCCAGCAAUUCUAAUCCGGGGGCGUUGGACCGGGAGAGGGAAAGAGGAGGGAGAAGAGAAGACGGUGAAAGAGAUCACAUGGUAUCCAAAAGCCGCAAAGAUCUAUCAUCAAACCCUUCCAGCACCAGCCAAGGAGACCCAAACUGCAGCGAUCCGGAGGCGGUCGUGACCAGUUACAACUGUCAGUUGUGCGAUUUUCGGUACUCAAUGGCCCACAGUGCAGACGUGAUUGUCGUAGCGCCGUUACUACUGCACUAUCAGCACAACCACUCCAUCCAUCGAUGCUGCAUCCAGCACUGCAUCUAUUGUCCACAGGGGCUCUGUCAACCACAGAAACACCUGGGAGAGGUCUCCCACCCCUUUGCUUGUCGGAAACCCACCUGCCCCAAAUGCUGUUCCAAGUUUCCUCAGUCCACCAAACAGCAGGACACAGUCGGUUCGAAACCUGCCACCACCUCACCCAGCAUGACCCCUCCUGCUCCCAGAGGUGACCCAGGAGUCACCCACUUGUGUGAUCAGUGUGCGUUUGCCACCACCGACAUUGAUGUGUUGCUGCAACACUAUGAAACCUGCCACACCCUCAUCAACCUGAGGGGGGCACCCCCACAUGUCAAGGCCGAGGAAGAUGUUGUGGCUGACAAGGAAGGUGGGAGAGGAGCAGGAGGAGAGAGGGAGUACUCUUGUACCAAGUGUCACUUCAUCACAGAAGUGGAAGAAGAGAUUUUUAGACACUACAGGCGUGUCCAUGCAUGCUGCCGUUGUCGGCGCUGUGACUUCACGGCUCCUGAUUCAUCGGCCCUCCUCGACCAUUUUAACUCUGUCCACUGUCACGACUCCUCUCCCUCAUUAAGCUCAGUGACAACAACCUCCUUGCCCACCUCUCUGACAACUUCACUGACGCCUUCUUUAACACUCUCAGCCAAUGGCUGCUCAGCUCCCUCUACCUUAGCCAUUAAAGAAGAGAGCAAGGGGGAUCUUCGUCUCCUGUACUCCCUGGCACCGCCGGAGGGACGGUUGGCAGAAGGCGGCAGAGAAGAGGCAGGAGGGGUGGUAAAAAGUGAGGGAGGUGAGGAGAAAGAAAGAGAGCGGGAGAAAGGCUGGGUCCUUGGGGAGAUGAGAGGAAUGGGUGAGAGAGGAGGUGAGCAGGCCCAUGGUUUACUCUGGGUGCCCAAGGAGCGAAUGGGCCCAGAAAGAGGAAUAGACAGAGGAACAGGAGGUGGGAGCCCCUCUAUUUUCCCCUCCCCUCUCCCAUUGUCUUUUGUUGCAGCCAAUCAUGAGGCCUCACAGCAGAAGAGAGGCGUGGCUUCACCGAGCAUGGUUUACCUGGGAGACACCAAGCCAUUUUUGGGAGAUACCAAGUCGUUUUUGGGAGAUGCCAAACUGUAUGGAGGAGGAAGGUCUGCAGGAGGAGGAGGUGCUGCAGGUGGAGGGGAGAAGCAGAGCCCAAUGCCCACUCAGCAAUAUACAGGAAGUGGAGGAGGAGGUAGUGGAGGACAGGAGGGGAAAGGAGCUGCUAAAGAGGAGUCACAAUCUCUACUAAGGCGGCGCAGGGGAAGCGGUGUCUUCUGUGCAAACUGCUUGACCACCAAGACAUCGCUGUGGAGGAAGAACGCUAACGGAGGCUACGUCUGCAACGCGUGUGGUUUAUACCAAAAAUUACAUUCGACACCCAGACCUCUAAACAUCAUCAAGCAGAACAACGGCGAACAAAUUAUUCGACGGCGAACGCGAAAGCGCCUCAACCCCGACUCUUUGUCGUCUGAAAACCCCACCUCCAAGCAGCAACGAAUCACCAGCGAGGAGCGCAUGAACGGGGAGGAGUCGGACCGAAGCUGUGCGUCGGUGAAAAACCAGCAGCCUUCGCCUCGCUCGCGCUCACCCCGAUCCACGCAGGCCUUCCUGGCCAAUCAGACGCUGGAGAUCCACAGGCGCAUGCCGCCUCUGCUCCUCCCUUCACACACUCCCUCCUCACUGGUAGCCGAGGGCAACGGGGGCAUCGCAGAGGGAGGCCUUACGUCGAAAGUGGAUGGGGGUAAAGGCGGAGGGGGAUCGGAGAGGGGAAGUCCAAUUGAAAAAUAUAUGCGUCCAUCCAAACCGUCCAGUUAUUCACCUCCUGGUUCACCCAUUGAAAAGUAUCAGUAUCCCCUUUUCUCUUUACCCUUACCAUUAACCAUCUCACCUGAUUUGACCCCAGAGUCGGACUGGCUCAGAUUCUGGACCAAGUACAAGAUGGCAGCCACCUCUGGGGUUCCUGGUAGUAUCAGUAAUCUCAGCAGCCCCGGUGGCCUCGGAAAUAACGCACAUUAUCUUGGUGCAAUGGUGACUUCAGUACAACAUCAUCAGCCAAGCUACACGGUGCCUUACUGCGCCUCUCCCUAUUCUCCUCUUCCGCCUCCUCCAGCUCCUCCCCACUAUCCCCCUCCCCCUCUUCAUCCACAAACCUCAUCAUCAUCAACCUCAUCGUCAUCACUAGAAAACGAUGCUCCUUUGGAUCUUGCAAUGAGACAGAGAGAUACCGGUGCUGCAAAUGCCCACAUGUCAACAAACGGUGCUGAACGGAGGAAGCUGGAGUCUCCACUUGCUGAGAGGUUGCGAGCGAACUGGAAAGGAGAGAAAAAGGAGGAGGAGAGGACUGACGAGGGAGGGAACCAGAGAGAGGAGAUCAAAAAGGAAGAACAGGAUCACUUGACAACAAACCGGUCGGUCGUUUCAUCGAAUCGUACAACGGCGGAAGUGGCCACACAGGACGAUCUGACCAAUCGCUGCAUCCACUGUGGGAUCUACUUUCUCGACGAGGUCAUGUACGCCCUGCACAUGAGUUGUCACGGUGACCAGGGACCAUACCAGUGCAGCUUUUGCCUCCAUGUGUGUGUGGACCGCUAUGACUUCACCACACACAUACAGAGGGGCUUACACAGGUACACGGACAAGACGGUGCAGCAGAAGGGUCACGCGCAAGAUGGAAAAAUUCAGAGUAGCACAGCGAUGUCGGAGCGGGAGUCUCCAAGCGUCACUCCAGAGGGAAAAACAGACAGAGGUGACCAUGAUGAGGUCACAUGUGAACGUGGUGAUGUCACAGGAGUGGGUCGUGAUGAUCGGGAAGAGGAGGAAGAGGAAGAAGAAGCAGUGACAGGCAGUGGUGCCAAUGAUAAUGCAACAGGAGCUGAAGAAGAGGUUAGAGUCGAGACUCAUGACACAACAAACAAGGAAUUAGGAGGCGAAACGCCGCCGGACAACGGCGCCGACACCACGAAAAGCGCAGAGGUCUCGACUGUUGCUGAGGGUAAAGACUUAGAAGGGAACGCAGAGCGUAAUUAACCCGAGACUUUUGACUCUCACAAACUUGUACGAACGUGUUUCACUGAAUGAAUAAGCUGUAUGCCAUCCUGUUCCUGGAGGCUAGCUCAUGUCAAAAUGGGCCUAUCCUGGGCACUAAACGGAACACAUCCACAUGCUGGAAGCACUCGGCUGUCAAAUGGUCAAAAAUCAGUGUUGGAUCCCGCUGAACUGCUGCAGGGACAAUUUGGAGGAGAAGUCUAAAUCCUUUGUUGAGUGACGAUCACUUGACAGCUCUGUAGCAAGUAUUCAACAAUGGAGUCCGGGCGUGCAGCUGAAAUCACCUUUAAUUAACAGUCACUUGUGCGCCUUCCAAAUAAAAGGAUUGGAAGCUCGACUGAAAGUUAGACUGGUCUCAUUUAGAAUGAGUUUGAGGAGCUUGGCACUUGCACAGCCACCACACAGCAGAGCAACAAAUAACAUGCUGGAAGCAAAACACUUAAGCUGAACUGAAGCUGUCCUGCACCGCGCUAAACUAAAACCCUGACCUGGUCUGAUGCAUCGUUCAGUCUAUUUUAUGUUGGUACAAUCACAUCUGUUCUGGUUCAGACUUCUCUUUUCCUGGUGCAAACAUUGUUUUUUUUUAAUAAAAAAAAAUGUUCCAUUGUGCAAAUGGAUUCAAAACCAAAACUUAUUUUGAAAAGUGAGAGCCAGUCGCUCCGCGCUGCAGUUCAGCUGGUGCGUGUGAUCGGUACAAAAGGAUCAGUUGGUUUCUUUCACUCCUGCCCUGUCAGUGGACUGCUUGGGUUUGAUUUGACCGUGACUUCUUGAACUGCUUAAAACCAGUUUGUAACUGGUAAAAAAAAAC